Hyaena hyaena (striped hyena) is the source of this 3476-nucleotide messenger RNA. RefSeq names its product glycerol-3-phosphate dehydrogenase 1 (gene GPD1). Gene Ontology annotation, biological process: glycerol-3-phosphate catabolic process; carbohydrate metabolic process. Gene Ontology annotation, cellular component: cytosol; glycerol-3-phosphate dehydrogenase (FAD) complex. The transcript is spliced from 8 exons. Lineage: Eukaryota; Metazoa; Chordata; Mammalia; Carnivora; Hyaenidae. The record is from RefSeq and is a predicted model, not a curated record. Bases 613 to 1662 code for a protein of 349 amino acids. Gene Ontology annotation, molecular function: NAD binding; protein homodimerization activity; glycerol-3-phosphate dehydrogenase [NAD(P)+] activity.
CUCCCACUUAGAAAUAAAUAAAACAUUUAAAAAAUUAAAAAAAAAAAAAAGUGAGCCUGCACCCACGCACCUCACUCAGGCAGCCCUGCAGUAGAGCUAGUGUGGGGCCAGUGACAUGUAGUCUUUUGUCACUGCUAGAGGGUAAACCUGUAGAGCAGAUCUUGGGGUCCUAGGAGGAUAUGUGGUGUGAUUCCUACCGUGGAAAAGAUUUGCUACUAGGACUGAACACAAUUUAUGCCAGUGCUGGGGGACAGAAGGGAAUGAGGGGGGCCCAAGAAAUCUGGGGUAUUUCUUGGCAGAUUUCAAAAUGAGACCAUUACAGGGAAGGAGGGCUGGGGCCAAGGGAAGAAGCUCACUAGCACCAUCAGCUGGCUAGCCUAAAAAGAAAAGCAGGCCCUGGACUCUGCCCCAUUCCUGCUCUCCACCUAUCUUUACCCUUUUCUCCCCUUUCCCUGGCUUUGCCAGACUCCGUCUCCCUGGGCUCCUGCCUCCUCACCCGCCCCUGGAGGGCGGGACUUGGCUGCACCCACGUGUGGUGGAGUUAUAUGCUCCGAGCCCCGCAGAGAAGCUGGGAGCGCAGCACUGAGCCAGAUCAGUUAGAGCAGUGGCACGAUGGCUGGCAAGAAAGUCUGCAUUGUAGGCUCCGGCAACUGGGGCUCUGCUAUCGCCAAGAUUGUGGGUGGCAAUGCAGCCCAGCUGUCACAUUUUGACCCACGGGUGACCAUGUGGGUGUUUGAGGAAGACAUCGGGGGGAAAAAGCUGACAGAGAUCAUCAACACACAGCAUGAGAAUGUCAAAUACUUGCCAGGGCACAAGCUGCCCCCCAACGUGGUGGCUGUCCCAGAUGUGGUCCAGGCUGCAGCAGGUGCUGACAUCCUGAUCUUUGUGGUGCCCCAUCAGUUCAUCGGCAAGAUUUGUGAUCAACUCAAGGGCCACCUGAAGGCAAACGCCAUUGGUGUAUCUCUUAUUAAGGGGGUAGACGAGGGCCCUAAAGGGCUGAAGCUCAUCUCUGAAGUGAUUGGGGAGCACCUUGGCAUCCCCAUGAGUGUGCUGAUGGGGGCCAACAUUGCCAACGAGGUGGCUGAUGAGAAGUUCUGUGAGACAACGAUUGGCUGCAAGGACCAGGCCCAAGGAGAGCUUCUGAAAAAGCUGAUGCAGACACCCAAUUUCCGCAUCACUGUGGUACCAGAGGUGGAUACAGUAGAAAUUUGUGGUGCUUUAAAGAAUAUAGUGGCGGUGGGAGCUGGCUUCUGUGAUGGCCUAGGCUUUGGUGACAACACCAAGGCAGCGGUGAUCCGACUGGGCCUCAUGGAGAUGAUCGCCUUUGCCAAGCUGUUCUGCAGCGGCCCUGUGUCCUCUGCCACCUUCUUGGAGAGCUGUGGUGUUGCCGACCUCAUCACUACCUGCUAUGGAGGGCGGAACCGAAAGGUGGCUGAGGCCUUCGUCCGCACAGGAAAGCCCAUUGAGCAGCUUGAGAAAGAGAUGCUGAAUGGGCAGAAGCUGCAGGGGCCCCCGACAGCCCGGGAGCUACACAGCAUCCUCCAGCAGAAGGGCCUGGUGGACAAGUUUCCUCUGUUCAUGGCGGUGUACAAGAUAUGCUAUGAGAACCGUCCAGUGGGUGAAUUCAUCAGUUGCCUGCAGAAUCAUCCAGAACAUUUGUGAGCUGGGUUGGGGCCAGGCCAGGCAGUUUCUUCACCCCAGUGGAGACAGUCGGAAGCUUGGGGUACCUGGCCACCAGGAUCUCUGUGACUCUCCAUGGAGCAGCCUCUUAUGGAGGACAGGAGGCUGUGGGGCCCAACUACCUGCCUGGAGAUCUUGAAUCAUCAAGCAGCCUAUAGCCUCUUCAACCACAUCUUGCCAGAAAUGGAGUUGCCUUGUCCCUCUCCAAAUGUGGGGCUUUCUCCUUGUCCUCUGGAGGGGGUAGAAUCAUGCCCCAGUGCCGUCUGCUUUGGGUGUAUGUGUUGGGGGGAGGGUGAAGGGAGAGGGAGGCAAGGGCUGCCCACUGCUGCCUCACACAGACCAGGAGUCCUGUCCCCAAGCGCAGUUAAAUGGCUAAAGAAGUACCUCAGCCACAAGAGGAAUGAGGCAAGGGCUGCCAAGGAGGAGUCUGGGCUUUUGAGCCAACACAGGCCCCAGGGACCCCUUUGCUCUGACCUCUGCCAGGCCCCAAAAAGCAUCAAUGGAUCUCAGUGUUUGUUAACAAAAUACAAAGCUCUCAACCCCCUCCUAGCUUCUCCUAGCAACAUCUGCGUCCUCAGAAACCUCUGGUCAUUCCUUUUCCCCCCACCCCCAGGCUGCCCUGGCACCAGACUUGCUGCCAUGCUGGCAUCUCUGGCCCUGGAGCUUGUCAUUCUCCCCAGGGACUUCCUAGCUCUUGCCAGCUCCUCCCCACCAUGCAUGACCUUUCUGAGCCUUCCCUCACCCUCUUGGCAAGCGCCCUCUGGGGAGCAGGAACCUAAUCUGCUGACAGCUACACCUUUUCAUAGAUGGUUCAGAUCACUCUGCUCCCUGUAACCUUUGUAUUUGCUCUGCCUCUCUUUGGAGCUCUAGCUGGGGGGGGGGGGGGGGGGGGUCAUUUGGGUGCCUCCGGCCACUAUCUUCCCAAGGACAUCCUUGGUUCCACCCUUUUUCUCCUCCCAAACCCUGUCCCUAUUUCUCAGCUGCCCCCAGAGCAGCCAGGGCAGCUAACCAGCACCUGCAUCAGGAGGCCAGGGGCCAGAGAGUAGCCCAAAGGCUAAUCAGGGACAGGGAAGGAAGAGUGAGCAAGUCCAUGUUGAUGGCCCCUGGCGUUCCAAGGCCGGCUCCCCUUUGUCAUCUGAAGGCCUUCUCCUGAGGUACUGACCACUUCUGGCACCUCUGGAGCUUGGAAACUCAGGGAGGAAAACAUUAAAACCACCCUACCCUCUGUGGUGAGGGAAGAACAGGAAGGGGAGGAGGGAGUAUGCUUUGAACUGACUUUGUUUCAGGAUGGGUUGGCAGUCAGGGAAUGUCACAGGUCAGCAGCCUGGGCCCCUGGCUAUAAAUAGGCCGUGGGCCUGCCACGCUCCAGCCAUGUUCAGCAGAGGAUCUCAGCUUCCUAUGUGGCAGCACCUGGCACACUGUGGCUCCGCCAGCAUUAUAUUAACUCAUUCUUACUCUGUGCCAAACCAAGGAGGCAGGCUCCUUUCAGCCCCCACCCUCCAGGAUCCACUGCCCUACCAGUGAAGGGCAGAGCUGCGGGCAUCAGGCUGCAGGAGUGAGGGACGCAGCCACCCCAGAUUUGGCUGGGCCCAGGUCCGGGCACUGACUGAAACCAGAGCUGCCUCCCCAGGAGGUCAAAGUGGGGACAGAAAGACAACACUUUCCCCUUCAGCGGCAGCUGCGACCUUGUUAGGUAUCCCGACACCUUUGCCUACUUUUGUUCACUCCAGAGUUAACAAUCUGGGCCUUCCAGUCAAGCCUACUACUUGUCUAUUCAAUAAAUCGUGGUUUUUCCA